AUGACAGAGGGAAUUGCUACCGAGGUUAUGGGCUGUGAAACAGCUGCAACACUGUGGAAAGCACUUGAAAAUUUGUAUGGAGCUCACUCAAAGUCAAGAAAUAACAUCAUUCACAAUAAAUCCCCUCAACAACCAGCAACUAUUUAUGCUAAAUCUUUAGCAUAUCUCAACCACUUUCAACAAGUAUCUUCAACUGACAAGGCUUCUCCAAUCGCUUCCUUUGUUGCAGCUCAUCAGCCAUCGAGAUCUCCUCCUUGUGGACAGCUAAAGAUGAACGUGGAUGCUGCAGUAGACACAACACAAAAUCGAACAGGGAUUGAAUCAAUAGUUCGUGAUUCAUCUGGUUCAGCUGUGGCUGCAAUUUCAAAAUCAAUUGCUAGAAACUUAAAGUCACACGAAAUGGAGGCUAAAGCCCUGUGUCAUGGUCUUCAAUGGGCUCAGAAUUUGCAGCUUCAAAUCAGUUAUGUGGAAACUGACUCUGUCAUGGUUGUGAAUUCUAUUACUGGUUUAGCCUCUAAGAAUUUAGCAUUUAAGGAUUUAAUUCAUGAUGUUAAAAGUCAAUUAUCCUAUUUCCCUAAUGUUUGUGUAUCUCAUGUUCGUCAGGAUGCUAAUCAAGCCGCCUAUGGCUUGGCUAAGCAAGCUUUAGCGUUGGAUAAUGAUUAUAAGUGGUGUGAAGGUUUUCCUCCCACCAUUCACUUUGUUGUUGUAAAUAUGACUCUUUGA
This is a messenger RNA of Cannabis sativa, 723 nucleotides long. RefSeq lists its product as uncharacterized. NCBI's taxonomy places the organism in Eukaryota, Viridiplantae, Streptophyta, Magnoliopsida, Rosales, Cannabaceae. Bases 1 to 723 code for a protein of 240 amino acids. Gene Ontology annotation, molecular function: nucleic acid binding; RNA-DNA hybrid ribonuclease activity. The record is from RefSeq and is a predicted model, not a curated record. The transcript has a single exon.